This is a messenger RNA of Auxenochlorella protothecoides, 186 nucleotides long. RefSeq lists its product as hypothetical. The transcript has a single exon. The coding region runs from base 1 to 186 and encodes 61 amino acids. Lineage: Eukaryota; Viridiplantae; Chlorophyta; Trebouxiophyceae; Chlorellales; Chlorellaceae. The record is from RefSeq and is a predicted model, not a curated record.
AUGAUGAGGAGGUUGGCCAUCAUGGUCAGGAUGGCCCCUGCGGCAAAGGCCUCCGUGGAGCUCCGCAGUGCCCCGCUGGACGACUUGACAACGGUGAAGGCAUUGUUUGUAACCACAAAGAAGAGGGUGGUGACCAUGGCCAGCGUCACCAUCAGGCCCAGCUUGUUGCUGCCGCGGCGGGUGUAG